This is a messenger RNA of Leucoraja erinaceus (little skate), 2106 nucleotides long. RefSeq names its product collagen alpha-1(I) chain-like. The transcript has 22 exons. The record is from RefSeq and is a predicted model, not a curated record. Bases 551 to 1639 code for a protein of 362 amino acids. Lineage: Eukaryota; Metazoa; Chordata; Chondrichthyes; Rajiformes; Rajidae.
GCAUGUUAUCCAGACCUGCUGAGUUACUCCAGCAUUUUGUGCCCUGUUUAUGCCUCGCUAUAGUAGAUUCAGUGUCGUUCCCUGCUGCCUUGACAUUACAAUGACUACAAUGUUUAUCCACAUAGAUCAGCACUGCUAGAUCUUCCUCCUCGUAGUUACCAUCCCAGUACCGAUUGAGUAUCUGUGGCCCACCCAUCACAAUCACUCUUCAGUGUAUUAACAUUAAUGAGUACUGCUGCUUAUCACAUGUGAAAUAAUGGCCUGGGCUGUAACACUUGAAGUGUGCUUUGUGUAUUGUGUGUGAAUGAAUAGAUGCUGACGUUUCGGGUCGAAACCCUUCUUCGUCUGAAGAAGACCUGGCAGCACGUGUCUUGAUUGUAGUUGGCUACAUUAGCCCCGUGAGCUUUUUAUCUGUUCUGAGCAUUGACCACAUUGCAUAUUGUGUUGGUUUCAGGGUCUAAAAGGUUUAAAAGGACGUCACGGUGUGCAGGGACCCACAGGUUCUGCAGGGGAAUUUGGCUUAAUUGGAGCACCAGGACUGCCGGGGCUUAUGGGUGGGGAAGGAGCUUCGGGACCCAAGGGUGCGGCUGGUGUGAAUGGCCCUGAGGGCGGGAUUGGGUUACCAGGGUUACCGGGCCCUCGAGGCACUCAGGGACCUCGUGGUAUGGAUGGAAGGAAGGGAUUUAAAGGAAAGAGAGGUCACCAGGGCCGGCCUGGAUUAGACGGACUUCCUGGUCCAAGGGGAAUGGCUGGUGAAGAUGGGCCACUCGGGCCAAGAGGGAAGCCCGGGCAAGAAGGACCAAGGGGAUGGCCUGGAAUUCCGGGGAUCCGAGGUCCAGUGGGUGAUCCUGGUACAAGAUCUGCCGAUGGAGCACCGGGAGACCAUGGGGAGAAAGGAGACUGUGGUGUUCCUGGACCGAUCAGAAAAAGAGGACUUCCAGGACCAAGGGGGACAGCGGGGAUCCCUGGAAUAUCCGGACACAGAGGUCGGCUUGGGGCAGCGGGACCUGAAGGUGAAGAUGGAGCCAUGGGGCUUCAGGGGCCACAGGGACUGACGGGAUCCAAGGGUAACAGGGGAGCUGAUGGACACAAGGGAAUCCGUGGAACCAGAGGACACAAGGGACAUGUUGGUCAGCGUGGUUUGGUGGGAUUACCUGGAUCAGCAGGAUUAAAAGGCCAGCAAGGAAUACAGGGUGCUGAAGGAAAGUCUGGUACACAGGGAGAGUCUGGCACUCCAGGUGAACCAGGGAGUCGAGGGCCUCGGGGUUUUGGAGGAAUGAGAGGUGAUCAAGGAGCAGAUGGAGGGACAGGACUGGCUGGCUCUGCAGGAUGUCCCAGUGCUGACGGAAUACCUGGCUGGACAGGAGAACGAGGCCCCAUUGGCAAAUCAGGACUGCCAGGAUCACAGGGACCUGUAGGCAUGUAUGGGUUUCCAGGACCUUUGGGAGAACGAGGAAGUCCAGGAUCAAGAGGUGCCAAGGGAGAACCAGGAAACAAGGGGCUAUCGGGACAGGCUGGGAAACUAGGCGUGAAGGGUCCAGGGGGCAAGCCCGGUGAGAGGGGAACUCCUGGACAAGCGGGCAGAAGAGGGAAUCCAGGCACCAAGGGAUUAAGUGGCCUACCUGUAAGUAUUUUCUGAUGUAAAAGCACAAAGAAUAUGAUGUUUUUUAAAUACUGUGCUGUUUGCCGUUUCGUGGGACAUGUGUUGUUUAAAAGGGAGUUUUGUACCAUCAGCAGUCUUCAGCUGUCUGCAGUGGCAUUCUGCAAAACAUCAUCAGCUGAGGGAGGUAGUUCUCCGUUAAAUGUGCAGACAGUGGCGUUAAAGCCCCAACAUGGCAAGUUGAUACAUUCAGGUCUGCAAGCAUCCGGAGUUACACUGGUACAAGUAAAGUUAUGAAGCAGUUACAUUGCCAUGGAAACCUAGUGACCAGAUCCAGUUUGGCUUAUGUGAUUCUAGUCCUGCAUCAGCAUAGUUAACUAUCGGCACGGCCACAAGGAAGGUGCAGUAAACGCUCGCAUCCACAAUCCACAAUUCCAGUUACAUCCACAAUCUGAGAGUGUGUUGAAGGGUGACCCCAAUGGCUUAGCCGACUUUCUCUUUGGUUU